This is a messenger RNA of Siniperca chuatsi (mandarin fish), 3180 nucleotides long. RefSeq lists its product as uncharacterized. The transcript has 3 exons. NCBI's taxonomy places the organism in Eukaryota, Metazoa, Chordata, Actinopteri, Centrarchiformes, Sinipercidae. The coding region runs from base 1 to 825 and encodes 274 amino acids. The record is from RefSeq and is a predicted model, not a curated record.
AUGCAUACAGGCAGGCCCAGGGAACCAGGGACCACAUCACCGUCCUGGCCUGCCUCAAUGCGGAUCCGCUGCUGCUCGUCACGGAUGGUCAUCAAUCCCACCUGGAUUCAGAGCUGGCAGAUUUAUCUGGUCCGCAAUCCCCAGAAUCGACCUGCCCCUCCACCUCCCAUUCCCUACCUCACCCAUCCCCUGGUAACAUCAGGCCGAAUAACAGCAGACCUAGCCCACCUCCGGGCCAGGAUCAACUACGCCCGCAACACUGGCAAGGGCAGGAGGAAUACAACCAAAGCAAGGUUACAGCGUCAUUUACAACUUUCCACUAAUAAAAUCUCAGGUUGUAGGCCAAGCUCUGGCCAGAAGAGACAGAGAGCAGCAGUGGGCCGAAGACACCAGCACAGCAGCCACUUCAGCCCCAGAAGAAGAGUCCCCCUCGGGGCUGCUCCUGCCACCAGCCUUUCCAUUGCAGCCCCCUCAGCCUGCUCUGACCCCUCUUGUGCCUCCCACAGUCACUGGCUGCCUGCCCCCAGCAGCAUACCAUCCCCAGCGAGCCUGCCUGCCAUCUUUACCGUCUCCUGGGAUACUCUGACAGCACUGGGCAGCUCCUUUAGUGACAGGCUGCUUCACCUGUGGUGUUUGAAGGAGCGAUACCACAGGUCCUUCCUGUGCCACCAGCUGCAACACAAUAUCUGCCAGCUAACUUUACAAGCAACAGGAGGAACGAAUCAAGUCAGCGCUGAGCUGCUAACUCUGCAAGGAGAACAAAGGAGCGACCAGUUUCCUCCGACCUGCACCAUCGGAAAACUGCACAGCGAAGACUGCAUUUGACAUCGGAUCCACAACUCUCCCCAGCCUGGCUCAUCAACGACCAACGGAAUCGCCAGCUAACAAAACAGAAUAUUGUGCUGCUUUUUGAAUAUAGGCUACAUGCUGAUCUAUUUCAUGUUGCACAAGAGUGAAUGCUGCCAACCUCUACUAUACAGAACCAAAACCCUUCAACCUAUUGAUAUGGUAAUUUUGGUUGUAGUUUUUAAUUUAAUUAUUAAUCAGAGCUCCAAAUUGAUAGUUUAUUUGAUGAGGCUGAUGAAACUAAUUGAAUUCAUUAACCAUCAAUUUUCCCUUUUUGAAGGGUGGUGCUCUGAGGUGAAUUUAAUGUAAGUUAAAUUCAGUUAUUCAAAUAAAUACUGAUUCCUCCUGAUAGCCGGAAGUGAGUGUAAAUCCGUUACUUCCCUUUAAUGCUCUUACUGCAAUAUUUGAACGCCUUUUAAGCUGUUGCACCUACCUGUAGAUGGCAUUAAUGUUUAAAUAGUUUUCUACAGCAUCAGUACUAACCACUGCCUUACUUUCAGUUUGGGGUGGAAUGGCGUGGCAGUGGUUAGCGCUGUCUCCUCACAGCAAAAAGGUACUGGAUUUAAAUCCUCCAGCCUUCAGGUGCUCUGGAUUCUUCCGACAAACACAGGCAGUUUUGAUUAACUUUAAAUUGCCCUGGAUGUGAAUGUAUUUGUCUAUGAACUGUCUGUAUGUUAGCCCUGUGAUAAAAUGGCAAUCUAUUUAGGGCUUACCCAAGGCAUGCUGAGAUAGACUCUAUCCUACCCAUGAUGAGUGGGUAAAGAGAAUGGAUGGAAAGAUUAUUUGCUGAGCAGAAGAGUGCCAUUUGAAAUGGAAACAUCGAUUAUGCUAUUGCUAGGCACUAUAAGGAGAAAAACCAUGGGUCGGCUACUUCCCUCAUAUUUAUCAGCAGUGAAAGAGUGUGACCCAAUCCAAGAGGGAGUAAUUUAACUAACCAGCUCUUAAGAAGGGAGGCAUUUUGGAUUUAUGAAUUGAAUACAAGUGAACCUUAUGGACUUAAGGAAACACAGGUUUUGAGUUCUUUUCUGUAUAUCUCUCUCCACAGGUAAUUUGGGCCCUCAGGGAGAGACACUAGAUCCCCUGACACUCACCCUUCCCAUUUAAUUGUGUAGAGGGACAGCUGUAAUGAUGUGAUUCUUCUAACCCUGUGUAAUAUUGACCAAGCCAUGUUUUUUGAAAAAUGGAAUUUUGUGCAAUAUUAUUUGUCAUGUUUUUUGAUAAAUGUUCACCUUUGGAAAAAAAACAUUGAAACACUUUGAAAAAUGAAGACUGUUAUAAUUAGUCAUGUGACCCAUAUGUAUUUAUCACAUAUGUGAGUGCUCAUGUAAUUUUGCUGAGCAAACCUGAAGCUAAAGGUGAAACGUGUUGUUUGCUCCUAAUGAAGUCACAGUAAAGUCAUUUCAGUGUGCGGUGGUUAAUUUUGAUCUAUUCCUAUUAAGCUUCAGCUACAGCUUAACAGGCCAUGUUUUUUUAAAUGUAAAAACAAAAAAGGUCCAGGGAUGUGAGAGAGUACGUCUUAAAUGACACCGACAGCGCUUGAUGAAAGAACAGUGACACAGGGUAGUCACUUGACUAAUUCUGCCAUUAUUGUGUUGGUCUACACACAUAACAAUGGUAGCUAUUUUGAUGUGUGUCAUAUGGUGCCAAUGUGUUUUGGACUAUAUACUCACCUCUGUGGUCCUCAGUCCUUGUAUUUUUUAUACGUAUUAAUCUUAUCUUUAUGUCAAGAUAUCUUCAGUUUGGUUAUUUAGGUUAUUUUGUUACACAGUAGCUGCAGUACAGCAGGUAAAGCAUUUCCUCUCACUGUAUAAACUUUGUCCAACAUUGUUGUCUUUCCAUCUAACAGUACUUAAUCUGAUAAACUACUGUUCUCGUGGAACCCUGUCCUCAAAUGCCCUUGUGUACCCUUGACGUGGUAAAGAUCUCACCAGUCAUUUCCACUGAUAAACCCUAUUAUCAAAUCGUCCAUUCAGAUAAGAUACAGAUCUCUGACAGAUGCCGUUGUUGGUAAUUACAGCUGAAUUGAUUGCUGAAGCAGUGGGAUGGGUCAGGGCAGGAUGGCAGUCCUGAACUUUUUGUCCUUCAUCUGUUCCAUAUACCCUCUUUACAGCAGGAUGAACAUAUCAAAGGGUAGCAUGUCUGUGACUGAAACCACUUAUUAACCUUCUGCAUAGUCAUCAUUAUUUGCAUUUUAUAUGCUCAACCCGUGGACCACUCAGACUGCAGUAUACUCAAACAGCACAUUGCAGGCCUUGCUAUAAACCAGCACACACAAAUUAACAUUUGCGUGAUUUUUAUUAAAUUUACAUCUAAUUUUGACAUUUUAUUAUUUUU